UCAGCUGCUGACCUCUGCAGAGCCAUCCGGGGGAUUCAACUGGUCGUUAAUCUGCUAAGAAAAGAAAAAGGACCAGAAAAAAUGGAACAUGAUCUCGGAGAGAAAGACAGCAUCAGCCCCUCAGAGAUCAGGCUCGUCCUUAUUGGUGGGAGAUGGGCUGGCAAGAGCUCCUGUGGCAACACCAUCCUGGGAGAGGACAGGUUUGAGUGUGGCCGAACCCGAACAGCUCAGUCUGAAGUGAGACAUACAGAUGUGGAGGGCAGGAAGCUCAUCGUGGUCGAUGCUCCAGGAUGGAAAUGCUCCCUCUCCCUCACUGAGAUCCCAGAGAGGGACAAGCAAAGGUUUAAACUCAAUGCGUCAAAGUGUCCGCCCGGACCAAACGCUUUCCUCCUUGUCAUUCCCAUAGACUGUGCUUUCUCUGGGGAGCAGAGGACGACUGUGGAGCAGCACAUGAGGCUCCUGGGGGAGCAGGCCUGGAGAUACACCAUGGUGCUGUUCACCUGUGGGGACGUCCUCGGGAAGAAGACGAUAGAGCAGCACAUUGAGAGUGAGGGAGACGCACUCAAGUGGUUGAUAGAUAAAUGCAGGCACAGGUACCACGUGUUUAACAAUAAGGAGUGGAGGGACUCAUCUCAGGUGACGCAGCUGCUGGAGAAGAUCGAUGAGAUGGUGUGGCACAACAAAGGCAGCUACUACGAGGUAGACGAACAGACACUCAUCAUCAUUGAAACGAAGCAGCAAGAAGUAGCCGAAAAGGCUGAAAAGAGACGAAGGAGGGCCGAGGAACAAAGACAACAAAUGAAAACAGUCAUUAAAGAGUCGACGGAAACUCUCCAAAAACUACAAAUUGUUGUCCUGGGCAGCCGGGGCGUUGGGAAAACCUCAGUAGGGAACACCAUCUUGGGAAUCAAAGACACAGAAGUCGGGACAAGGACAGCACAUUCUGUGGCCCGGCAGGGUUUUGUGGGUAAAACUGAAGUGACUGUUGUCGACACACCAGGUUGGUGGAAAAGCUUCCCUGUGUACGACACUACUGAAGCCAUCAAAGAGGAAGUGAUGCUCAGCAUGUUUCUGUGCCCCCCUGGGCCUCAUGUCUUCCUGCUGGUUAUAGAUGCAGAUGCAUCUUUCAAUGCCGAUCACUUGGAUGCAGUGACGACACACAUGGAGCUUCUCGGAGAAGAAGUGUGGAGACACACCGUCGUAGUCUUCACCAGGGGAGACUGGCUGGGCUCAAACACCAUAGAGCAGUACAUCGAAGGAGAGGGACAGGCCAUGCAGUCCCUGGUCGAACGAUGUGGAAACAGAUAUCAUGUCAUCGACAACAAGAACGCAGAUGAUGGUACUCAAGUCACAGAGCUGCUGGAGAAAAUCACUGAGACUGUGGCAGGAAAUGGUUGGAACCAUUUUGCCCCCGAUGAGAAGAUAUUUCUGACCAUUCAAGAGAAAGAGGCCAGAAGAAGAGCCCUCAGCGGUUCCAGCAAUAGAUUACAGGAGCUGAGGAUAGCGAUGCUCGGUCAGAGGACAACUGGAAAGACUGCAACAGGAAAUAAUCUCCUCCGUGAAGGAGCGUUCACCACCUGUGAGAAUAUGCACUGUCAGGAGGAGAAGAGGGAAGUUGCUGGCAGAUCGAUCUCUGUGAUCGACACCCCGGGCUGGUGGAGGAAUUCCUCUUACUGGUCUCAAGAGAUGGACAAAGAAAUGGUCCGAGGUCUGUCGGGGAGCCCAUUAGGGGUUCAUGCCGUGCUGCUGGUUGUGCCCUUGGACCUGAGGUUCAGAGAAGCUCAACAGGUCGCCCUGGAGGAACACAUGAACCUCUUUGAUGCCAGCGUCUGGAAACACACCAUGGUUUUGUUCACAUACGGAGACAAACUAGCAGAUGACACCAUUGAGGAGCACAUUGAGAGGGAGCAUAUUGCGCUACGCUGGUUGGUGGACAAGUGUGAGAACAAAUACCAUGUCAUAAACAAUAUUAAGAAAAGUGAUCUGAGUCAGGUCACCAAGCUGUUUGAGAAGAUAGAGGAAAUGGUGGCAGGGAACAACGGACAGCUCUUCAUCCCCGACGUCAACAAGAUCCAUGAGAGAAUCGAAGAGAAGUUCAGGAGGUGGCAGCUCAAACAUGUGCUGAAGCAGCGAGUGGAGGAGGAGUACAGGAGGAGAGAGCUGGAGCUGAUGACGGGCUUCAGGGAAACACUCUACAAGCUGCAAGCUGAAAUCAAGGAAAACGUGGCAAGCACUAAACUGAUUGCUGACAUGACCAAAAUCAAAGCCAAGGGUAUCGGUCAGAAGAAGACAGGUGGAAAGGAGAAGGGGGACAACAUAGAUGCGAUAUUCAGCCAAUAUAUUGAGAAGCUGAACAAGGACAUCAUGAGAUCCACAGAUCACCUUGGGAACAGCAUGGACUUCAUGGUCCCAGACUUGAAGCGAGACAAUCCAGCGCCAUCUAUCACCGACUCUCAGUCAGACAGGAGGCGGCCAUUGAAGUCCUCAGCCUCCUUUGAUAAUGUUCUAAGAUGGCUGUCCUCUACUCAGAUCGCAAGAAAUCCAGAGAGCGAGCUGACCCUCAACUUCUCUCAGACCUCAGGAUACAGAUCUGUGCUGCCACAAGACAACCUAGAUUUAUACACAGAGGCUGAUAUUUGUGAAUGACUCGAUGUGAAAAAGGCUAAAAAUUUAGGGUCUGUAGGGGACAAUGCAUUACACCCUAUAGUACUAGAAUUUCCUUUCUAUUCAUGUGAAUUAUUUAUCCCUGUCCUCACAACAAUACAUACACUACACAAUAUAUUUUCCGAUCUGAUUGCAAUAGUAAAGGUGUCUCACUCUCAACCAAUCUGUACACAAUGUUGCUGUUAUGCUGAUAGUUUUAAGCAAUUAAAGGUGAAAGGAAGACAAUCAGGAAACUGUCUCACUGUGUUUUUAUUCUGCAGAGUGGAGAGGCUUUAC
Molecule: messenger RNA, 2940 nt
Organism: Acanthopagrus latus (yellowfin seabream)
Lineage: Eukaryota; Metazoa; Chordata; Actinopteri; Spariformes; Sparidae
Product: GTPase IMAP family member 8-like
Molecular function (GO): GTP binding
Source: RefSeq, a predicted model, not a curated record